Messenger RNA from Pipistrellus kuhlii (Kuhl's pipistrelle), 1322 nucleotides. RefSeq names its product gem nuclear organelle associated protein 2 (gene GEMIN2). Lineage: Eukaryota; Metazoa; Chordata; Mammalia; Chiroptera; Vespertilionidae. The record is from RefSeq and is a predicted model, not a curated record. Gene Ontology annotation, biological process: spliceosomal snRNP assembly; spliceosomal complex assembly. Gene Ontology annotation, cellular component: SMN complex; spliceosomal complex; nucleus. The transcript is spliced from 10 exons. Bases 54 to 863 code for a protein of 269 amino acids.
UGCUCGUGCGCCUGCGCCGUGACCCGGAGGCGGGACCGGCUGGGUUGCGAGCCAUGGCGUGGGUGCCCGCCGAGUCUGCAGUGGAAGAGCUGAUGCCCCGGCUGUUGCCAGUGGAGCCCUGCGACUUGACAGAAGGUUUCGACCCCUCCAUGCCUCCGAGGACGCCUCAGGAAUACUUGAGGCGGGUCCAGAUCGAAGCCGCUCAGUGUCCAGACGUUGUGGUAGCUCAAAUUGACCCAAAGAAGUUGAAAAGGAAGCAAAGUGUGAAUGUUUCUCUUUCAGGAUGCCAACCUGCUCCUCAAGGCUAUUCCCCCACACUUCAGUGGCAACAGCAACAAGUGGCACAAUUUUCAACUAUUCGACAGAGUGUGAACAGACAUAGAAGUCACUGGAAAUCACAACAGUUGGAUAGUAAUGUGACCAUGCCAACAUCUGAAGAUGAAGAAGGCUGGAAAAAAUUUUGUCUGGGUGAAAGGUUAUGUUCUGAAGGGGCUGUUGAACCAACUAAAAAUGAAAAUCCUGGAAUAGAUUUUAUACAAAUUGGUUUUCCUCCCUUGCUUAGUAUUGUUAGCAGAAUGAAUCAGGCAACAGUAACCAGUGUCUUGGAAUAUCUGAGUAAUUGGUUUGGAGAAAGAGACUUUACUCCAGAAUUGGGAAGGUGGCUUUAUGCUUUGUUGGCUUGUCUUGAAAAACCUUUAUUACCUGAGGCUCAUUCACUGAUUCGACAACUUGCAAGAAGAUGCUCUGAAGUGAGGCUUUUAGUGAACAGCCAAGAUGAUGAGAGAGUUCCUGCUUUGAAUUUAUUAAUCUGCUUGGUAAGCAGGUAUUUUGACCAACGUGACUUAGCUGAUGAGCCAUCUUGAUGUUGCUGAUCUCUCAGGGGUAGAAGAUACUUGUGAUGAAGGCAGACUGUCUGAGGAAAUACAGUGCCAAUGAAGGGCAGGUUGCAUCACAUUUUCAAUAUUAUGUAAGAGGUCUUCAUCUAAAUCUGUGCAACUGAAGUUGAUAUGUAGGAUGAAGAGUGUAUGGAUUUGAGCAUCUGAAGUAUCUUUGGAUAAUCCCACUAAUUUCUAAUGAACAGUUUUCUAUUACCAUGUGUAAAACUGUAUGGUGAAAUUUUACAAAUGUCCUUGAUACUCCUUUAUUAUUUACAGAUGUAAACAUAAAAUUUUAUUGAAAAUAUAUUUUGGUUACUAAAAUUUUGUUUGACUCUUGUAAAAAACAAAACAAUGGAGAAAGGGUCUUAGAAUUAAAAAUCUAGGUUAAAUGGCAAAUGUGUUCUUACCAGCAAAAUUAAUAAGGCAUUUUCCAUUUAAGCUCAA